AUGUCUAACCAGUUUGAUAACGGUUUUCAGGGUUCUCAACCCUUUAUAACAGAUAACCAAUAUAAGAGUUUAUCUUUGGAUCAAUUAAGAUAUAUAUUAAGCCAGAAGAAAAAAACAAUACAAAAAAGCUAUAAGGAAUUAAGUGAAAAAGAAAAAUUAAUUAGAGAUAUAAGAAGACUUGAUAAGCUUAAUGAAAAAGUAAAACAAGGAGUAGAUAUAAAGAAGAAAUACAAGAAAAAGAAAGAUACCACUAAAAAGAAAAAGAUAAAAACAUUUGAAGAGUAUUUUGAGGAAUGUAUAAAAAAUAAAAAGAUACCACCGGAUACUCCUUCUUAUUUACGUGAAGCUCUUGAGAGGGCAAUGAGAGAAUAUGAUCAAGGGCUUAUUAAAGAGAAAUCAUCUUUGGAGAACUUUGUUAAUAAAUAUGUUAUUGAAGGAGAACCAGGGUCAUCUCCAGUUGAAUUUUUAAAUAUGAAAUUUAAUAUCCUUAAAGAAUUUUUUACUCAUCACAAAAACAUAAAGUUUGAACUUGUUUUGGUUUGUUUAAUGGAACAGCAAAUAUUUAGUAAAGACAAAGGAGUUGUAGGUUUGAAACAGGAUAAGGCUUACUUUAGAUCAGGAGUUCGUAAGAAUUUAAACUCAACAGAUGAAAAUAAAUUAAUUAAUUCUUGUUAUAAAAAUAUUUUUAAUGAUUUAGAUGUUUAUCAAGCCAAUGGAAGUGGAUGGUAUUUUAAAGAAGUUGUAAAAUUUGAAAUUCAUACUAUUGAGUUUAAUCCAACUAAGGGAUCAUCUUACAUUGAUCUUCCUAGUUGGAUAAAAAAUAAAAAAGCAAUUGUUAAUAUUAAAAAUAAAGAUGGCAAAUGCUUUCUUUGGUGUAUACUUAGAUAUCUUCAUCCAAAAGAAUCACAAGAAGAAAGAAUAAGCGAUUUAAAAAAGUAUGAGUUUUCACUUAACACUAAAGGAAUUACUUUUCCAAUGAAAGUAAAUAAUAUCACUCAAUUUGAGCAACUUAAUCCAGAACUUCCAGGAAUAAAUGUUUUUUCUAAUGAUGAAAAAAUGAUUAUUUAUCCUUUGAGAGAGGCAAAGAGAGAUUGUAAAAAUACUAUUGAUUUAUUUUUGUAUGAAGAAGAUGGUGCCUUGCAUUAUACUCUUAUUAAAAAUUUUCAUAGGUUGAUAAGGUCUCAAAAAACUACAAGUCAUAAUGGUGAAAUAUUUAUUUGUAAGAGAUGUUUUAGUCAUUUUACUAAAGAAGAAUUAUUAGAUAAACAUCAAAUAUUGUUCUAACAAUCAAACAGUAGCUGUAAAAAUGCCUGAACCAAGCACAAUGCUAUAUUUCAAAAAUUAUCAUAAACAACUUCCUAUUCCUUUUGUAGUUUAUGCAGAUUUUGAAUGCUUUACUAAACCAAUGAAUAGUUGCAGUCCUAAUCCAAAAGAAUCUUAUAAUUAUAAUUAUCAGAAACAUGAACCAUCAGGAUUUUGUUUUUAUGUCAAAGGAAUAGUAGAUAAAAAAAUAAAACCAAUAAUUUAUACAAAAACUUCUGAAGAUGAAGAUAUAUCAAAAGUAUUUGUAGAAAAACUUGCGGAAGUAACUAAAGGAAUUUAUAACGAUUUUUAUCAAAAACCAAAACCUCUUAGACUAACUCAGGAAGAACAAAAAUCAUUUGAGAAAGCAGUUAACUGUCACAUUUGUAGUCGCGAAUUAAAAAAAGAUAAAGUUAGAGAUCAUUGUCACUUUACAGGUCAGUAUCGCGGAGCAGCACAUAACAAAUGUAAUCUUAUGUGUCGUAAACCAAGAGUACUACCAGUUAUAUUUCACAAUCUUCAAGGAUAUGACGCACAUUUGUUUAUAAAACAACUUGCUAGAUUAGAAGGAGAUUUAAAUUGUAUUCCAUCUACAGAGGAAAAAUAUAUUUCUUUUUCAAAAAGUAUUAAAGUUGGUGAGUAUUAUUGCUUAAAACUUGGAAAAAUGUGCCCAAUUAAUUUUGAAAUACGAUUUUUAGAUUCAUUCAAGUUUCUUCAAACAUCACUUGCCAAUCUUGUUUCAAAUUUAUCAGCAGAUGACUUUCAUAAUACAAAACAUGUAUUCAAGAAAAAUGUAGAAUUACUAACUCGUAAGGGAGUUUAUCCUUAUGAUUAUGUUUCAUCACUUGAUAAAUUAUCAGAAACACAAUUACCACCCAAAGAGGAAUUCUAUUCAAAACUAAACGAUGAAGACAUAACUGAUGAUGAUUACCAACAUGCAAUUAAAGUCUGGAAUACAUUUAAAUGUAAAACAAUAAGAGAUUAUCACGAUCUUUAUCUAAAGUCUGAUGUAUUACUUCUAGCAGAUGUAUUUGAAAACUUUAGAAAAACUUGUCUCAAACAUUACAAACUAGAUCCAGUUCACUAUUACACAUCUCCAGGUUUAGCUUGGGAUGCAUGUCUCAAAGAAACAGGUCAGCAAUUACAGUUACUUCAUGAUUAUGAUAUGUUAAUGAUGUUUGAGCGAGGUAUUCGUGGUGGUAUAACUCAUAUAUCAAAGAGAUAUGCAGAAGCAAAUAAUAAAUAUAUGAAAAAUUAUAAUCCUGGAAAGGAGUCAACAUUUAUUCAAUAUUUAGAUGCAAACAAUCUUUAUGGAUGGGCAAUGUCUCAAAAUCUUCCUACUCAUGGAUUUAAAUGGAUGAAAAAUAUAACAAAAGAAAAGGUAGAUGAAAUUCUAGAGAAAGCAAAUCAUAGUAUGUCAAAUCUUGGGAAAAAAGGUUUUAUAUUUGAAGUUGAUUUAGAGUAUCCAGAACACCUAUGGGAUUCACAUAAUGAUUAUCCUUUAGCUCCUGAGAAGAUGAUUGUUAAUGGUGUUGAAAAACUAAUUUGUCAUUUUAAACCCCGAAAAAAUUAUGUUGUGCAUUAUCGAAAUCUUAGACAGUAUCUUGAGUUGGGUAUGAGAAUAACUGCUGUUCAUAGAGGAAUAUCAUUUUACCAGUCUCCUUGGAUGGAAUCUUAUAUCAGAAAGAAUACAGAACUUCGAAAGACAGCAGCUAACAAUUUUGAGAAAGACUUUUUUAAAUUAAUGAAUAACUCAGUUUUUGGUAAAACAAUAGAAAAUAUAAGGAAAAGGCAAAAUAUACAUCUUAUUGAUAAUCGUAAAAAAGCUGUAAAACUAUCAAGUCGACCAAACUUUGAUAGAUGUACAAUAUUUGAUCGUAAUCUUAUAGCAGUACAUAUGAAAAAGACAGAAGUGUAUUUUAACAAACCAGUAUAUGUUGGUCAAGCAAUUCUAGAUUUAUCAAAAACACUAAUGUUUAAUUUUCAUUACACAUACAUUAAAAAGAAAUAUAAAAAUAAAGCAGAAUUAUUGUUUACAGAUACGGAUAGUCUAAUGUAUGAGAUUAAAACAAAAGAUUUUUAUCUAGAUAUAUGUCCUGAUGUAAGAGAUAAGUUUGAUACUUCUGAUUAUCCUUCCAUCCAUCCUUCUGGGAUAAUUACAGGAGCUAAUAAAAAAGUGAUUGGAAUGUUUAAAGAUGAAGUAGCUGGCCGUCAAAUCAGCCAUUUUGUUGGGCUGCGACCCAAACUUUAUAGUUUUAAAAUUGAGGAGGAUAGGGAAGUAAGAAAGUGUAAAGGAAUAAAGAAAAAUGUUGUGAAAAAGAAAUUAGAUUUUGAUGAUUAUGUUAAAUGUCUAUUUUCAGGUGAGAAAGAAAUGAGAAAAAUGAAAAUAAUAAGAAGUGAAAAACAUGAUAUAUAUUCUAAAGAAGUUAACAAAAUAGCACUAAGUAAUGAAGAUGAUAAAAGAAAGGUCCUUAAAGAUAAUGUUCAUACUUUAGCUUUUAGAUAAAAAAAUAUUUAAAAGUAAAUAAAGUAUUAAAUAAUAAAUUUCUUAUACAGAAGAAGAAAUAAAAAAAUAUUUAGCUAUACUUCAUAAUUAUAAAAAACCUAUUCAGCAAGUUAGUGAAAAAAAACAAUGUUCAAAUUGCACAAAUACUAAAUGUUUUACUAUUUAUUCUGGCCUCAAAAUCUGUGAUGAAUGUGGUACAGCAAACGGUCAUGUAUUAGGAUUAUUUGAUGUAAAAGAUUUGGAUAGGUUGCAUUAUAGAAAAAAGAGUAUUUAUCAUAGGAAGUAUCAUUAUGAGAAAAAGGUUAAUCAAAUUUCUAAAAGAAUAAACCUAAAUGAUGAACAAAAAUGUGAACUUUACGAUAAACUAAUAAAAAUAGAUAACAAAAUAAUGGAA
Molecule: messenger RNA, 4202 nt
Organism: Porites evermanni
Lineage: Eukaryota; Metazoa; Cnidaria; Anthozoa; Scleractinia; Poritidae
Source: the annotation of a GenBank genome assembly